AUGAAUACAUUUGAAGAAGAUAUAGAUCAAAUAGAUAGCGAUAUUUAUGUUGAUUUAUACGGAUUUGAAUACAAGUAUUCAGAAGAUUCAGAAUUAAUCGAAGAGUUAAAGUUGCAAAAGAAAUUAGAAGAAGAUAGAUUUGAAGAAUGGACACAUUAUAUUCAAAGCACAUGCAUUUCAGAAGAUGAAAUUUUUAGAUAUAUCAAAAGACACUCAGGCGAAGAAUCAUUUAAAGAAAUUCUAUCGCAUGGAAUUCACCCAAAAUUUAGAAAGGAAAUAUGGACGAUAUUUUUAGAUAGCUUCAAUUUAGAUUUUAAAAAGGGAUAUUAUUGGUCAUUAUUAAAAAAUCAAGAAGAAAAUUACAAUGGAGAAGAUAAUAGUAGCCCACAUUCAUCAGCACCCCUAACAACUGCACUUGAAAUAUCAAGAGCAAGCUCAUAUAACGAUUUAUCAACAUUAAACUCACCAACAAACUUAUCAGUAAUUUCAUCCUCAACCGAUUCAUUAAAAGAUGAUGACUCAUUAUACAAUAAAUCAAAUAGUAUAACAUUUAUAAGAUAUAAACAUGAAAUUUUAUCGGAUUUAGAAAGAACAUUCCCAACACAUCCUAAAUCUUUAGAUCCAGAUUUUAAAGAAAAGUUAAAAAGAAUAUUAUUUGUAUUUAGUGAAACGAAUCCAAAUGUUGGUUAUUGUCAAUCUUUAAAUUAUAUAACAUUUUUUUUGUUAAUGAUUAUUGAAAAUGAGGAACAGGUUUUUUGGUGUUUAUCAUAUAUUACAGAUCAAUUAUUGGUUGAAUACUAUAAUAAAACAAUGUUGGGAAGUCAAGUCGAUCAAAGUGUAUUAUUAGAUUUACUGGAAGAGAUAUUUCCCGAAUUAAAUAGCCAUUUAAAUUCUAUUGGGGCAGUUAUACCGGUAUUAUCAAUGGAAUGGUUUUUAUGUUUGUUUACUGUAUCACUACCAUCUCAAGCAACAUUAAUAAUUUGGGAUAACUUUUUCGUUAGAGGCAGUAGAGUUUUAUUAGAGAUUGCAUUGGGUUUAAUCGAAAUGAAUAUGAACCAAUUGAUGAAUGCCAAAAACCAUAUACAGGUAACAGAAAUCCUAUCCAACAAACCUUUUAAUCCUGAGCUAUUCAAAACUAUUCAAAAUUCUUACAAAAGAAUCGGUGUUGUAUUGUCAAAGAAAAGAAUUCAAGAUCUAAAGCUAAAGCAUUGGGAAAUAACAAAGAAACAGGUUAAAGAAAAAGAAGAACAGAAGGAUUUAAGACAUCUUUUGAAGAUCACCAAGUUUGAUAUUCAAAAACUAAAAGAACUUAAAGAAGAAUUUGAUUUCCUUUCUGUUGAUGGAACUGGUAUAGGCUUUUUACAAUUCCAACAAUUAAUAUUAAGAUUUUUACCAGAUUGGAAUAAUUGCGAAAACAGUUUACUCUUCAAAAUGUUUAAAAGAAUCGAUAAAGAUGAGGAUAAUUUAUUAGAUUUUAAAGAAUUGGUCGAAGCACUGUCAGUUUUAUCGCACGGAAACAUUGACCAAAAAUUAAAAUUUAUUUUCAAAUUGUUUGCAAUUGAGUACAAGGAUUUUAUUACCAGAAAUGAAUUAAGAAAUUUAAUAGAUCAUGUUCAUUUUAUUUAUUUUGAACCAUAUCUAAAAGAUUAUCCAGACGAAAUAAAGGGUGAAUAUUUAAAAAAAAAAGAAGAUUUUUUAAUAUCAGUAAAGGAGAAGUCAUCAUUUCAAGAUUUAAAACAAAUUGCUUAUGAAAAUCCCUUAAUUAUUGAAAGUUUUAGAAUUUCUACUUCCUCUCCUACUUUAACAAGUAGUAAUGGUGCUGGUGGUAGUGGCGGUGGAGCUGUUAAUAUUAGUGGUUAUUCAAGUACAGGUACAAGCACCCAUAGUGCAUUGAAAUCAAGUAAUAGUAGUAGUAAUCUAGCAGAUCAAGGUAAUAGCAAUACAGAAAAAAACUCGUCUAACAAAAGAAGGAGCGAUUCAUUUCAUCUCUUAAAUUUAGAAGGUCAAACCCAUUUAGCAAUUAAAAAAGAGCAACAAAAAAAACAAGAGCAACUUCAACAGCAACAAAUGCUACAACAAAAACAAAAAGAAAAAGAGAAAUUAGAAAAGCACAGAUUAAAAUUAAAAUUGGAACAAGAGAAACAUCAAAGAGAAAAAGAAGAAAAAGAUCAACCACAAUUACAAGAUAAAAAUUUAAAAUCACCAACAAAAAAUAUAGAUAAAAAUAACAAUAAUAACAGCAGUAACAAUAAUAAUAGCAAUACCACCCCUCAAUCAAGCCCUUUAAAAAAAUCAAACUCGGAUGAUUAUUCAUAUGGAUCCUCUAUUUUAAAAAAAUUAGAACCAAUUAAGAAAAUAAUAGAUAAUAGUAAUAGUGUCACCAAUGUUUUCAAAAAAAGUGGUGAGGUUUAUGAAAAAAAAGAUCAAAAAAAAGAUUUAACCCAGCCACCACAACAAAUAAAAGAAAAGGAAGCUGAUAAACCAUCAACAUCAGAACAAUCGGAUCAAGAUCAACCACCACCACCAUUAGGCGAUUCCUGUUUGAUUAUAACUGCACAUUCAGUUACAACCAAAAGAAAUAAUGUUUUAAUAAAUAUUUCAGUUGAUGGUGUUGACGGUUAUGGGGAAUGUGGUUUACCACCAAAAAAACCAUUAUGUUAUUUAGCAGACUUCAAUAAUAUUGAAAAUUAUUAUAAUCAAUGGAUUAAAGAAGUGGACGAAAAGCAAAAGAGUUUAAAACAAGAUCAGGAUUUCUUUUAUGACUCAUUCAAAAAAUUACCAAAGGAAUACUUUGAAAAACUUAGAGAUAAAAACACCACAUAUUCAGUUGUUGACCAGGCCUAUCAAUUUUUAUUCGAAUGUUUAGAUGAAUGCAGCGAAAAUACAAAAGACUAUUCAUAUGCUUCAAGAUGUGCAAUUGAAAUGGCAUUAUUAGAUGGUUGGGGAAAAACUUUAAAACUCCCAAUUUACAAAAUGGCUAAUUUAGUGGCCUCAGAACCUAAGCCAUUCUACUAUACCGUAUCAAUGUGCCCAACUAUGGAAGAAAUAUUAGAUUCAACCGAUUUUGGUUCAAAAUACACCAGUUUCUUAAAAAUUAAAUUGGAUCAGGAUGUAGAAAAAGGGAUGAAUAUCAUUAACCAUGUUAAAGAUUAUUUAAAGAAACACAAUAAACCAAUUGCAAAGAUCUCUGUCGAUGCCAAUAGCUCAUGGACACCUCAAGUUGCCAGAUUAUAUUUAGAAAAGCUUGAGCCAAUGGCUGAUAUCAUCUCCAUGGUAGAGCAACCAUUUCCAAUUGAAACAUUAAAAUCUACAUCAGGUGCUGCCCCGUUAGAAUCAGAGUUAAAUGAAUGGGUUUCAAUUAAAAAGGAAUAUCAAGAUAAAGGUUUUUUAAUUUUUGCAGAUGAAUCUAUUUGCACCGAAAAAGAUUUAGACUCAUUAGUUCAAUUAGUACAUGGUGUCAAUAUUAAAUUAGAAAAAACAGGAGGUAUCAGAUAUGCAAUUUCAACACUAUUAAAAGCUAAAGAAAUGGGAUUAAAAACUUGGAUAGGCUCAAUGGUAGCCUCAAGUCUAGAUGUGUCAGCUGCUGCUCAUUUACUUUGCUCACUUUCAGAUUUUGGUGGUGACCUUGAUGGUGGUUUAUUAAUAGAUGACGAAACCCAGCUAUUUAAAAACGAUGCAUUCGAUUUAGUUGAUAAUGGAUUAAUUAAAAUCAAUCCUAACCAUUAUGGUGUUGGUGUAACUAAAAAAUAA
Molecule: messenger RNA, 3750 nt
Organism: Dictyostelium purpureum
Lineage: Eukaryota; Evosea; Eumycetozoa; Dictyosteliales; Dictyosteliaceae
Exons: 5
Coding region: 1-3750 (1249 amino acids)
Molecular function (GO): calcium ion binding
Source: RefSeq, a predicted model, not a curated record